Cajanus cajan (pigeon pea) is the source of this 720-nucleotide messenger RNA. Its product is annotated as histone H3.2. The record is from RefSeq and is a predicted model, not a curated record. Gene Ontology annotation, molecular function: protein heterodimerization activity; structural constituent of chromatin; DNA binding. NCBI's taxonomy places the organism in Eukaryota, Viridiplantae, Streptophyta, Magnoliopsida, Fabales, Fabaceae. Gene Ontology annotation, cellular component: nucleosome.
UCUCCGAGAGAAUUUCUUGAAACGCCACAAUCACUCGAUUCUCUCUCACACUUUGCUCUGAAACAAGUCUUCGAUCUCUACAAUGGCAAGAACCAAGCAAACGGCGCGCAAGUCCACCGGAGGCAAGGCUCCGAGGAAGCAAUUGGCCACAAAAGCCGCCAGAAAAUCGGCUCCGGCCACCGGAGGCGUCAAGAAGCCCCACCGCUUCAGGCCGGGAACGGUGGCUCUAAGAGAAAUCAGAAAGUACCAAAAGAGCACCGAAUUGUUGAUCCGGAAGCUUCCGUUUCAGCGAUUGGUUCGCGAAAUCGCGCAGGAUUUCAAAACGGAUCUGAGGUUUCAGAGCAGCGCCGUUUCCGCUCUUCAAGAAGCAGCGGAGGCUUAUUUGGUUGGUCUCUUCGAGGACACGAACCUCUGCGCCAUUCACGCUAAGCGCGUCACCAUCAUGCCAAAGGAUAUUCAACUGGCGCGCAGAAUCAGAGGCGAGAGGGCUUGAGCUUCAUGAACCCUUCGUCACCGCCAGGACACGUUAACGUAUUCUCGCACACUUAGUAGUUUAGUCGUUAUUCUUCUCCUCGCUGCACGUUGAAAUCGUGAAUUCGAUUUUUGUUUUGAAUGUGCAUUAUUAUGCUGCUGCGGCGUUUUGAACUGUAACUUAUUUUAUCGAAUAUCAUGGAUGUAGAUUGAAAUUGCUAAACGGUUUUUGUAGUUAAUAUUUUUUUC